AUGUUCACUCUAUUACCUUUUCUUCUUACUUUCUUAUUUUCCACAUUUACAGCAAAUGCCUCAGAAGCUAAACUUCAUAAUCAAAUCUUUCAAGUAGCUUGUAAAAUUUUUCUAACAAUAGGCUUUAUUAAAGAUAUUUCAAUUGCUCUUGGAAUAUCACAGUAUACUAUAUAUUAUCGUUUGAGUCGUUUUUGCUUAGAUUAUCAUCUUGAAACGUCAGGGUCCUCUGACAGAGGUGGUUGGUGGGAUCGAUGGAAUCGCUCUCCCUCUUGGUCAUGGAGUCCUGAACACAAAUUUGAUCAUGAUCAUGGGCAUGAAUAUAGCUAUAAACAUGGACAUGAACAUGGACAGCAUCAUGGUCAUGGACAUGGCCAUUUACAUGAACACAAUGGGCAUUAUGGUCACGAUUAUGAGCAUAGUUAUAAUGAUAAACAUAUUGGCGAUUAUGAACAAGCUGGAGCUCAUGGAUCGAAAAGUGAUUGGGGUAAUUACAAUUAUGGUGGCCAUGGUGAUUAUUUGAAAGAACAUUCUUAUAAAAAAGGUUAUGGGCAUGCUGACGGUGAAGAACACGGAGAUGAUUGGGGACAUCAUAAAGGACAUCAUCAUAGCAAUCAUGAUGAUGGACACCAUCACCACGGACACCACCAUGGACGCCAUCGUGGUCAUCAUUUUGAUCCAGAUUGGUAUUAA
This is a messenger RNA of Dracunculus medinensis (Guinea worm), 690 nucleotides long. The record is from the annotation of a GenBank genome assembly. Lineage: Eukaryota; Metazoa; Nematoda; Chromadorea; Rhabditida; Dracunculidae.